This is a messenger RNA of Protopolystoma xenopodis, 912 nucleotides long. Lineage: Eukaryota; Metazoa; Platyhelminthes; Monogenea; Polystomatidea; Polystomatidae. The record is from the annotation of a GenBank genome assembly.
AUGCUGCCCAUCGGAGGCCGUGGAGGUCAGGGCUAUUCGCUAUUUUCAGAAUCCUCGGCCUACUUGGACCAGCGAGUAGGACUCAGCGCCGCUGCGGCCGAGGCCCUGGAAGAACUGAAAAAUAACUUUGCACGAAUGCCAUACUAUAACGGAUGGGAUGCCUCGUUAGAUAAUUCAAUAGAUCUUGAGCCAUCUGCCGGUACGGUAUCCAAUGCCUCAAUAGAAUUAGGGCCUGAAGAAGAGUUUGCUUACUACAGGUGCCCACCCGGAUUCGAUCGUGUCAAAUUCACCUUCAUGCGCCGUCUGUUAGGAGAUGAAGUUGACUCCGAAGGCGGUUGGAUUACUCUCGACUUCGACUCUUCGAAGCGCCAGUUUGAACAGCCGAGAACUCAACAGUUCUGCUGGCGCAGUCGAUUGCGCCUUGAAGACAUGAGAGGAUACGAGAGCAAUGUGACCAAAGCUCACGUCCCAUCUGCUUCUGCUGCCGACCAAUCCACGCCUAAAUUCAACGAUACAUUUGCUUCCAAUGUUGCCACAAAUAUCACCAAUACGACGGUUGCAACGUCGCUGCCGAGCUCAACAGUGACUGGUGCUGAUUCGCUGACUCGAGGAUCGACGUAUCUGUCAAGGGUUGAUGAUAUGUUGCGUCUACUAAAUCUGGAACGCUUUGAGCGGAAACAUAAGAAGCUGCCCAAGACGACAAGAGGUCAGCAGCAUGAGCAUAGCAACAGCCAUGCAUCUGCAGAACAUGAGGAAAAGAUACCCGUAGAAUCAGAAAAUAGCAAGAAAUCGAAGGAAAUGGAACACACAGAAGAGAUGGAGGACCCAGACGAAGAGAGAAGUGGGCAACACGACUGGCCCCGAGGUGACUACUGCGUAUUCACGCUAAGGAGCUAUUGCCCGCCUGAGAUG